Melospiza georgiana is the source of this 1041-nucleotide messenger RNA. RefSeq names its product coiled-coil domain containing 89 (gene CCDC89). The record is from RefSeq and is a predicted model, not a curated record. NCBI's taxonomy places the organism in Eukaryota, Metazoa, Chordata, Aves, Passeriformes, Passerellidae.
AUGGCUUAGGAGACAGGAGCAGGUAUGGCUGACUCCACAGGUGAUCCAGAGACAGGCAAAGAUGUGGAAGAUCUGACAAAAAGCUUGGAGGAACUCUGUGAGAGCUCUAAGGAGCAGAGUGAGGAGGUGCUACUGCUUUCACACCUAGAACAGCAUCAUCAUCUUGUCUCUGUACUGAAAGGGAAAAUGGAUGACACACACAAACGCUGCAGAGACCUGGAGCAGCUCAACAUGGAGCUGGAGAAACUGAGAGGAGAGGAUGCUGUGAAAAUUAAAACCCAGACCCACCGUAUUCAGUAUUUGGAGGGGCGCUUCACAGAUCUGGUCAAAAACCAUGGAAAGAUGAUCCAGUUCAAAAAUGAGCAAAAACGGCACCUGCAGCUGUGGGAGGAGAGCAAGUGCCUGCGGCAGGACAGGGAAGCACUCUUCAUCCAGGCUGUGAGGGAGAAGGAAGCUGAAGUGCUCCAGCUGGCAGCCCAGGCCAGGAGGCUCUCACAGCAGUUCUGCUCCUUGCAGGAGAAAUAUGCUUCUGAGAGUCACAGAGCCCAGGAGAGAGAGAAGGAGCUGCUGGAAGCUCAGUGCCAACUAGCAGAUGCCUAUGCCCAGGAGGUGGAUUCACUCAAGAGGCAGCUGCAGCUCCUACAGGAGAGGCACCAACAAGCUGCUGCAGAGAGCCAGCAGAGGGCUCAGGGCAGUGAGCUGCAGGCCAAGCUGGAAAGGGCACAUGAAGAGAAAGAGCAGCUACUGAACCUGGCCAUGGAGAGGAGCAAAGCUCUGCAAGAUAAGGAGCGGGAGAUUCAGAAGCUGGAGGAGAAGCUAGAGACUAUGGAGGAAGCCAUGCAGAGAGCAGGAAGCUGCCUCAAGAAAGAAGCAGCAUCAGACAAAGAUCUGAAGGUUCAAGAGCUCCAAGGACAGCUAGAACGCAGCAAGCAGGCGUACAAUGAACUCCUGCUGCAGUUCAGUGCUUACAGAAAGCACAGUAUGGAUUUGCUGACUAAAGAGAGAGCUCUGAACAUCAAACGCCAUCACUUUGUUGCAUAA